Molecule: messenger RNA, 1131 nt
Organism: Penicillium diatomitis
Lineage: Eukaryota; Fungi; Ascomycota; Eurotiomycetes; Eurotiales; Aspergillaceae
Exons: 5
Coding region: 1-1131 (376 amino acids)
Source: RefSeq, a predicted model, not a curated record
AUGAACUACCUCCGGAUUCGCGAUUCAAACCUCAUGCAGGCAGAUGGCAACCCAUAUGUCUCUUCUCGUGGGAUGCAAGGCCUUGUUUUGAGCGUUGUGUUUACUUCGCUGGCCGCGUCCUUUGUGGCGGUCCGUCUUUACACACGCCUCAAGUUCUUGCGACGGUUGGAAGCAAAUGACUGGAUGGUUGUGUUUGCUCUGAUCAAUUCGUUCGUCUUCAUGGGUCUGGACAUUGUUGAGGCGACAAGUGGAAUGGGGAUGCACCUGGCAGAUAUUCCGCCUGAUAUUCUCGAAAGACAGAUGAAGGCCUUCUGGCUCACGAUUCCCUUCUAUAAUGCAGCCGUGCUAUGCGCCAAAGCCUCCAUCCUCAUGCAAUACUUCCGCGUAUUUCCCACGCGCCGAAUGCGCAUUGUCUGUUGGGUGCUAAUUUCGAUACUGGGUAUAUACGGUACUUGGUGCAUAAUUAGUGCAUUCCUGACAUGCAUUCCCGUCGCCAAAUUCUGGGAUCCUGCUCUACCGGGGUAUUGUUUAAGUCGAACCGGUCUGUGGUUUUCGAAUGCUAGUAUGCAUAUUGCCACCGACCUUGCGAUUUUGAUCAUUCCGAUUCCGGCCUUGAUUGCGAUCGAUAUUCCGAGAAAACAGAAAGUCAUUUUGAUGGUCAUGUUUGGACUAGGUGGAUUUGUCUGCAUUACAAGUAUCAUCCGUCUAACGGCCCUGAAGAAGAUCGCAGACUCACUCGAUCCAACAUACGACAACGUCGGCGCAGCGUCCUGGUCUGCCAUCGAAUGCAACACCGGCAUAAUCUGCGCCUGCCUCCCCACCCUCAAACCCCUUCUCUCCAAAAUCCUCCCGGGCCUCGUCUCAACCUUCACAUGCAGCAAGCCCACCCGCACAAGUAUCGGUCCCGUAAAACGCAACGAUGUCUCCGAGACCGGCGUCCCCUGCGAAGACCUCGAAUACGGCCCCCCGGACAAGGACAAGGAUAACACCAACGGUGCACACAGUGACACCGCACCCAAGUCCCCGGAUGACGUCCACUUCAUAGCAGAGAAGACUUAUCUUCCCAACGCGGCAUAUGUUGCCGAUAUCACGUAUCAUCCGGGUGGGGGAGCAGCACCGGUGUCAAAAUAG